Molecule: messenger RNA, 672 nt
Organism: Magallana angulata
Lineage: Eukaryota; Metazoa; Mollusca; Bivalvia; Ostreida; Ostreidae
Product: protein AAR2 homolog
Exons: 3
Coding region: 1-672 (223 amino acids)
Biological process (GO): spliceosomal tri-snRNP complex assembly
Source: RefSeq, a predicted model, not a curated record
AUGUCGGAGGUGGAUAAGAAAAAAAGAAUUUCAAAGAGGUACAAAAAAUGGGUAUCCCUGAGCAACUUCAUUACUCCAGAGUUGUUGGACAAGCUGCAGCCUCCAAGUAAAAGAAUAUGCUCUGUCACAGACUUUGUUUCUGAGGUCAGCAACACACAAAGUCGAAAAUUGAAAAAAACUUCUGGUAGCACAAAGACUUCGGAAGACCAGGAUGAAACCAAGGUGUCCAAGGAGAAGGACUUGCAAGAUAACAAAGAAGAAAAUGCCGAGCCAACUUCUCUUAAAGAUGCAGAAUCCAGAUUGCCAGAUAUGAAAGUGAGAGAAGAGAGUAAAAUUCAGUUUAGUAAAAUACCCAAGCAGAAAUACCCUCCUGGAUGUUCCCCAGCAGAAAUGACUAAAUACAGCAUUGACUCAAGCUAUGCUUUAGAGAGCAUACUUUGUUCAAAUUACAAGGACAAUGAAGCGAAGAUUCUGGGAGAAAUCCAGUUUGCCUUCAUAUGCUUUCUGAUUGGCCAGGUGCUGGAUGCUUUUGAACAAUGGAAAAAUCUUGUGCAUGUCAUGUGUACUAGUGAGGAAGCCCUACAGAAUCAGGCUUCUUUGUUCUUGAACUUCAUAAGUGCACCAAUGGACAUAAAUGUUCUCAAACUUAAGUAUUACUAUAUCUUCAUGUGA